AUGAUGACCACGCCACAAAGGCGAGUAUCACGUCAGUCUGUCGCAACAACCUCCAGAAUCGCCUAUCCACUACAGCUGAUCAGGUUCAUCAUUGUGGUUCCAUCUCAACAAGAAUUUGAAUGGGAGCAACGAGCGAUGUUUGACGACGUUCUGCCUGAAAUACAACAGUAUGCGGUGCAAAUGGGUGUUGACUUGGAAAUUCUAAAGCCGAAUUUAGAAGCAUUCGAGAGGUGUGAAAUCUGUACGGUUAUGGAACUGCUCGACAAACCGGCCUCUUAUCUGAUAUGCUUUCUCGGUGAUAGAUAUGGAGAUUGCGCAUUGCCAAUGGAGAUGCGAGAGACAGAAUUCGAUUCAAUUCGAACGUCAGCUUUUGAAGCAUCCAAUGACGUCCGAUUGCUGGACAAAUAUUACGAACUGGACAAGAGCCGUAAUCCAAACCAGUAUCGUUUACGGGGAAUCACAAUUGAUCCGACGGAACGAGAUGCGCUGCUUACUGUGAUACAAAAUGGUGCUAAACAAGCGUUCGAAGACGGCAUUAUAAAUCAAGUGAGCCCGAAACGACAGAGGCGAUUUUUUUGCUCAACAACUGAACUGAUAACAAGAUGCGCGCUUAAUAAACCGCAGAAUACAACUUUUAUAAUGCGACGAUUUGAAGCAGAUAUGCGAUGUGGUCAUGGAAAUGGCUUAUGGGUGGAUGAGACGGAGGAGGAUCAUGAUAAGAUGGAAAAAUUGAAGAAUCUGAUAUCAAGUACGAAUGCAUCGACCAUAUCCCUCACAAUAAAGCUAGACGAAGGAAAUGAUAUUGAAUCGUGGCUGCGAACGAAAGCACAUGAUAAAUAUAUCCAAUCUUUCACUCAUCAGGUUGUUGAUCGACUGCGGAAUGUGAUCUCAUCGGUGGCAAUUCCGUCAACGUCUACAUUUUCGGCGUCUGUAUUGGCAAGAAUAGAUGAUGAGAUGCAUUCAUCCUAUGCUGUCUCAAGGUUACCGACCAAAUGGAUUCAACGACCGCAAGUUGAUGGAGCCAUGCAGUCAUGGAUGGAUGAGUCGAUUAAGAGUGCUUAUAUCCAUAUUGUCGGUGCAGAUGCUUGUGGCAAAACAGCGUUGAUAUGCAAACUGCAUAGUAUGUUGCAAAGUAGAGAUUGUUAUCUUAUUACAAGAUUCAUCAAUUUAACGAAUACAUCGAAUUUUGCGCAUGAAAUUUGGCAUAAUUUAUGUCGAACGCUGUGUUAUUUGUCAGGUCAAGAUGAGAAACAGCUGCGGUGCUCAUUUCAUCUAUCAACGACACUUUCAAUAUUCAAGUCUCUUCUGCAAAAACUAGAUCGUCCGUUGUACAUUCUAUUGGAUGACGCAAAUUUGAUUAAGUAUGGACGAGCGCUAAGUGCACUGGAUAAACCAUUUAGAAAAAUGCUUCCGAAUCUGAUUCUCAUUGCAACUUCGUCAACGCCACUCCAAAUUCCGUUCAUGCCUGCACCAAAAUCAUUUCAAUUACCCGUCUUCACAGAUACUGAAAUUAUUGAUCACCUAAAAGAAUAUGUGGUUGACAUGGAUAGGAGAUUGACUGCUGAUCAGUUCGGAUUGAUCAGACAACAACUGGUGAAUGGUGAUUGCAAUUUUAUCGUUGGCCGAACGUUGGUUGAUGAGAUGUUAUCGCGUGGUAAUCGACCGAUUCACAACGGUCUCGACGGUCGCUUCAGUCGCAUCGAAGCCGAUCUGGGAGUGAUGCCCGUCAAGGUGUUUGCACAGUUGAUCACUGCGUCACCGCACGGAUUAACGAGUCUUGAGCUAAUCGAUGCAUUAUCUGCGCACACUGAACUGACUUCCAUUCUAUUCGACUCAAAUGACGUCUUCCCCCCAUUCCUCCUUUAUCGCCUCAUCGAUACGUUUGGAUGCCUUCUCAUCGAGUUUGUGGACCGUAAUCGUGUUAUUUAUAAAUGGAGCAAUAAUAUGGUGAUGUGUGCAGCUCGUCAUCGAUACCUUACAUCUACGAACGAUCUGAAACAAGCCCAUACUCUGUUAGCUGAUGUUUUCGCGGAUAUCUAUUCUGAAGUUGACAGUAUCUCACCGCGGUCUAGCAACGGACCCGCACUAUUUCCAAGACCCCUGAAACGAGAAGAUGGCUCUGUUAAUGUGCGCAAAGUAAACAAUCUUUGGUACCAUCUACUUCAUACUGGCAACAUGGACGCAUUAAAAGAGUUAGCGUUGUGUCAAUUCGAUUAUAUUGAUGCAUGCGUUCGGUCAUGUGGAUUAUCGCAACUGUUGAGUCUCUACGAGGAAUGUUUAAUGCAGGUGUUACAUCACGAUAUACAGGUGCUUUGUGAGCAAGUGCUACUUCCAUCAUUGAAUACCGUUGUAAAGGAUGGUGAUCAAUUGGCUGCGGAAAUAAUCGGGAGACUUCGUUACACGAGAGCUGAAAACAGUCAUUUUCUGAAUACGAUGGUUGAGCAAGCGAUGUCAUGGGUUGACAAUUACAAUAAGCAACCACUUCUUGUGCCGCUUACAUGCUGGAUUAGUCCACCGGUUAUGAAGCAGGUGCUUUCUCUAACGCUGAGCGAUUGGAAUUCGUGUCGUACCAUAUUGCAACCUACGCAUAAUCACCAGCAUUUGCUGCUAUCUGGUAACCAAGUAUCAACCGGCCUUAUCUAUAUGUACCACAUUGCGUCACAACUUCUCAUUCGUACAUUCCCUGAUGAUAGGAGAGAAUGUGUGAUAUGUGUUGAAAGCGGACAAGUGCUUCGUUCGUUCCGUGAACAUACAGGUGCAGUGGUGUCAAUCGCUCUCACUUCAAAUGAUGAAUUCUUGGUGACAGGAUCUGGCGAUUUUGCUGUAAUGGUAUGGGAUCUUGCAAACGGUGAACUCGCUGUUUGCCUUUCCGGUUUAAUGGCGCCUGUAUCCUGUAUCACUAUAACGAGUAACGACGCUUUUGUGAUCGUAGCAUGUGAAGACGAAACAUUGCGGGUAUUUUCAACAGUGUCUGGUCAGGAGCUACUCGAACUGUCCGGACACGAUGGUAAAAUCUUGUCAGUGGUCGCUGCGCAUGAUGACUGUCAACUUUUUGCUGCAACAAUCUCAAAAAUUUAUGCCUACGAUUUGCAUAAUGGCAAAUUAUUGGAUAUUCUCGAUUGCGUUAACCAAAAACCAGUUACUUCUCUGAAGAUAACAAGCGAUAGCUCUUUUUUGUUGUCGGCUUGUGGUGAUCGAAUUGAUGUGUGGAAUGUUCGUUACAGAUGCAUAGAAACUGCUGACGAUUCAAAGCCCGAUCAACAAGGUAUUGUGACAGGCAUUUGCAUGUCGCGAGAUGAAAAGAGUGCAGCGUGUGCCACACGGAACGGGACAGUAGCCGUUUGGGAUCUUGAUAUAUGUCAAUGCAUUUGGGCGAUGAUACAAAAGAAAGGUGUUGAAGUUAGCUGUGUGCAGUUCACAGUUGACUGUCUCCUGCUGAUGAGCGGUGAUGUCGAAGGCCAAGUGAAUAUUUGGGAGUCAUCGAAUGGUAAACUCAUUCGAUGUGUUAAUUACCAUAGCACAUCGAUUCAAUCGUUGGUGUGUCUCGCAGACGGAUGUCGAGUGUUAUCUGUUGAUGUAUCGAAUAAAAUAUUUAUUUGGUCAUUGAUUGUCAUCGAUGACAGCUUAGAGACUGAACGACUGCUUACAUUCAAUGGCAUCAAAGCACCUGUAUUCCUUACCCCAACGAGCGUACAUCUUGUUGGAUAUCUACCAUCAAGUAAUAAAGAAAUGAAGAUCUGGAUAGUUGGUGAUGAGACUGUAACGCCGAAGACGAAAAUCUAUCACAAUGAGGAGAUCACUUGCUAUACUACCACAAACAACGGCUCUCUGCUGGUUACGGGUUCUGCAGAUCAGUCACUGAAAAUUUGGCAAAUUGAAUCAGGAUUUCUUACUCAGGUGUUGGUUGGACAUGAAGGUAUCAUAAGGUGUUGUGCAAUAGCCGAAGAUGAACGCCUUGUGGUCAGUGGUGGAAUGGACUGUCAAAUUAUUAUGUGGCGAGUUUCUACUGGAGAUGCUUUGCUAUCACUAAAAACCAACGCACCCAUUACGGCAAUUUCAAUUACAGCCGAUGCGAGUGUUACUUUUUCUGCUGAUGAAACUGGUUGGGUUGAAGCGUACGAUACAGAGCAUGGCCAUCUUCUAUCGUCGUUCAACUCUCAUCGAUCUGUCGAAAAACUUGUCUCCUCAAUGGAUGGUAAUCGGAUAUUAGCGUUACUAUCGAAAUGUGCUCAACUACCAAUACUCUGCCUACACAACACACCUGCCGGAACGAUGCUCACCAAAGCCAAUGAACCAAGAAGACGUUCUGCACGUGCACAUAGCAUUUGCAGCCUUAACAGCAAUAUUAGUGAGCCGCGGACAUCGUCGACAGCACUCAUGUCAUGCCAACAACAUGUACAACUUCAGCAGCAGCAACAGCAGCAGUUAACGACAAAUAAUAUGAGCCAAUUAACGACUCCGAAUUCGAAUGGCGGUAUGAAGAUGACGCCGCGAACGUUCGAUAAGAUGGAACGUUCCAAAUCUAGGCAUGAAAAUGCGUUGUUGCAUCUAAUUACAUCGUCUCUUGCUGGUCAGAAGCCACUCGAGCCACUCGAAUUUCAGAUGCUACUCAAAAAUAUACGAGAAAACUCAUCACUGAUUAGAACCAUUCAGCGUGUUGCGUUGAGUGGAUAUUACGGUAGAAGUGAGCCAUGUUUGGGCAUAAGACGUGAAACAAUAAACGCAUGGGAACGACGUGCUCCCCUUGCGCCUCAGCAUGUUAAACGAUUGACAAAAAAAGGAAUCAAAGUGUUGAUUCAACCAUCCAAUAGACGUGUGUUUCGGUUGCAAGAUUACCUUUCGGCUGGAGCGAUUGCGAGAGAAGAUCUUUCUGAAGCACAAUUGAUUAUCUCUGUUAAGCAAGUGCCAGUUGAGCAGCUGAUUCCGAAUAGAACUUUUGCGUUCUUUUCACAUACCAUCAAGGCGCAACCGGAUAAUAUGGCGAUGUUGGAUACGAUUUUGCACAGGAAAAUUCGCUUGAUCGACUACGAAAAAAUAGUGGAUAACCAAGGACGAAGACUAGUGAUGUUUGGCAGAUGGGCUGGAUACGUGGGCUUUAUUGACAUUCUUCACGGACUUGGAUUACGCCUUUUAGCACUUGGACAUCACACACCUUUUCUUCACAUCGGCUUAGCUCACAACUAUCGUGACAGUCACAUGGCAAUCAACGCGUUACGCGACGCUGGCUAUGAGAUUGCAAUGAAUAAUAUGCCGCGGUCGUUAGGUCCGCUAACGUUUGUAUUCACCGGUACUGGGAAUGUCUCGCAAGGAGCACAAGAACUGUUCGAACAUCUGCCGCACGAAUACGUCGAUGUUACUGCAUUACCGAAAGUUGUCAAAAAAGGACGCGGACCAUUCAAUGCUGAAGAGUUUCAAGAACAUCCUGAACGAUUCUUGUCACGGUUUGCCACUGAGAUCGCACCGUACGCAUCAGUGAUUAUAAAUGGUGUUUAUUGGGAACAAAAUGCGGCACGUCUGAUCACAAUACCGGAUGCUAAACAUCUGCUAACGCCUAAAGCUCCAGGUCCCGAGGUUCCCGGAUGCCCAACACUUCCGCAUAGAUUGAUCGCUUUAUGCGACAUAUCAGCUGAUCCGGGUGGUUCGAUCGAGUUCAUGAACGAGUGCACCACUAUUGAUCGACCGUUCGCCAUUUACGAUGCUGACUUGAACCAGUGCUCGGCGAGUUUCGAUACUCCGAGCGGUUGUUUGGUGUGCAGCAUUGACAAUAUGCCCGCACAAAUACCAUACGAGGCCACAGAAGCAUUCGGUGAUCUUUUGUAUCCAUACAUUACCGAUAUGGUUCGUUUCAGCAUUAAUUCACCUACUAUUCAUUCAUUUCAAUUGUGA
Messenger RNA from Anisakis simplex (herring worm), 5886 nucleotides. Lineage: Eukaryota; Metazoa; Nematoda; Chromadorea; Rhabditida; Anisakidae. The record is from the annotation of a GenBank genome assembly.